Ooceraea biroi (clonal raider ant) is the source of this 1718-nucleotide messenger RNA. RefSeq lists its product as uncharacterized. The record is from RefSeq and is a predicted model, not a curated record. NCBI's taxonomy places the organism in Eukaryota, Metazoa, Arthropoda, Insecta, Hymenoptera, Formicidae.
AAAAAUAAAUACGUUGAAAAUAAAAAAAUUAUACUGUUCAAAAAAAUGCACCUAUCCAACUACUACUCAGUCUCAGUCUACUCAGGUUUUACUAAUCCGACUUAUCGCUAUUUCUAAAUAUUUUUUCUCGCAAGCACCACUUGAAUCAGGUCUAUCCCCCCUCCGCCGCAUUGCAGGGUUCCCCGAGCUUUAUGUUCUUCACUGAAGAUCUUUAUAUCAAAGACGUUCGGUCCACGAGGCAGUGCGUUACAACCAGUUGCAGCGGUGUAUUGUUCUGAUGGAUCAAAUCAUGGAAGAGAAUAUUGAUAGUAAAAUCAAGGCGGAUGUUAAAACCAAUCAGACCGAAACGACAAAACCCGACAUGGAGAUUAAAAGCAGUACAAGCGGCUCAACAGAGGAAACUGAAUACGCAGCUUCCUACUUAAAGACAGGUAUCUCGCGCGGCAUUACAUACCAGGUGAAGCUCUUGACAUGGAUCGCGUGGAAGCUGAUGUACAAGAAUGAAAGCGUGAGCGACUGGUGGUUGGCCACAGAGGUACGUGAUGCGCGUGGAUUUCACGACAUGGUUUUGAAAUACGUCCCAAGUGAAGAAGGCGACAGUACGCCGAAUAGAAAAUACUUGUACCGCUUCGUGCAAAUCAAACACAAGAUGAAUCUGAGCGAGGUUGCCAAGAUCUCCGUUGGUAGUCUGAUGUCCGAGAAGCACAUCGAACGUCAAUAUAGUCUCAUCUACUUGUUCAAGUCUUACUUGAAUAUGCUUAAGAAAUUUGAGGGUAUAACGCCGGAUCAGAUCGUGGACCUGACUAUCUUCACGAACAAAGAUAUCGGCGCGCUCAAGUUCCUGGUGCCAGUGGCGAAGGAUGGCAUCUUUGAUUUCGAGGGGAAGGGCAAGCGAUACCGCAUGGACAUACCCAUGUUCCAAAUUGACUCGAGAAUGCUGACGUGUUUGCGGCAGGUCAGGUCAGACGACGCUCUCAUACUUGGCUUUCUGAAGAAGCUCGUGUUCGCGGUGGGCCAGCCUUGCGAGCCCGAGCUGGAGGAAUUGAUCACCAGGGACAUGGGCAGGCUUUACAGGUUUCCGGAUUUCUUUUAUAACGAUCUGUACAAGAGCAUAAUCGAGUGGUUCCUCAGUUACGACAAUGGCAAGGCGCCGUAUCUCACUAAGAGACAUGUAACGGAGAAUCUGGCAAAGACGCAUCACAUGCUGUUACAGGCAAAGAACGUAGAAGAAGUUUUCACCACUAACGCAUUAUCGAAAUUGACGGACGAAAUGAAAUCAUUAUCAUUGUCACUAUCAUCGCCAUCAUUAUCUCCACAAUCCUCGGCGGGUUUUACCAUAUAAAAAUAAUACUCUUCGCUCCAUCCUAUCCUUUGCCUUGAUUCUCGAGUUUUUUUGUUCUUAGUCUUGCCGCAUUUAUCGUCGUUUAUAAAUAGCUUAGUUUCAUUUUUUUCCUAAACAGUCGCAAUUUUUUUAUACUCGAUUAUAGUCAGUCAUAAGCUUAAUCCCCAACGUAGAGAACCAGGAUACCUAUCCCAAUCUGAUAUUUCAUCAUAGUCUAAUAUAUCUUUGAAGAUAAACUCCCUCUGAGUCAUUGACGCGUGUACAAGCCCCUUCGACUUUGUCAGGGUCUAGAUACCAUUCGGAGAGGAUUAUUAUCCACAUUAAGAUAUAUUAUUCUUUUCAUUAACAUUUCCUUUUUUUAUUACUUUUUACUAAC